AUCCACAAACAACCCAUCCGUGUCCACGGGCGACUGACCAGCGAGGCAUGCCUCAUUGACUCACGCUUCUCGGUCAAGGUCGCCCAUUACGGUCUACCGACCAUUUACGACAACACAAAACGUCACGAAAAGGAUUUACUUUGGAUGGCACCGGAAGUACUAAGAUCAGGAGGGAAGGCAACACCGGAAGCAGACGUGUACAGUGUGGGAAUCAUCAUCUCGGAGAUCUUAACAAGGGACGCGCCGUUUGGACAAGAGCGAGAGUUAUACUCCAUCAACGAGAUCGUAUCCAGAAUCAAAGAACACCUGGACUUCCCCCUUAGGCCAGGCUUCCAGACCGCCCCUGACAUGGGGGUCAUAGGUCAGCUGAUGGAGAAAUGCUGGGAGGAGGACCCGACUAAAAGGCUGCCACUGCUCAAAUUAUCCAGUUCCUUGCGUGCACUGAUGGCGAAGGUGAACAAGUCCGGCAGUCUGGUGGACAACCUACUGCAGAGGUUGGAGAAAUACAGCACCAACCUGGAGAAGAUCGUGGACGAGAAGGUCGAGGAACUCAGGCAAGAGAAGCAGAAAUCUGAGGAGCUUCUUAAACAGAUGCUGCCCGCGAGCGUGGCAGACAGACUGAAGGCCGGCCUGACGGUGGAGCCAGAGUUCUACGACUGUGUGACCAUCUACUUCAGCGACAUCGUCGGCUUCACCGUCAUCUGCUCCCAGCUCAAGCCCGAGCAGAUCAUCAUCUUCCUCAACGAGCUCUACUCCUGCUUCGAUGACGUCAUCGGCAGCUUUGAUGUCUACAAGGUGGAGACUAUAGGCGACGCUUACAUGGUGGUCUCUGGUCUGCCGAACCGGAACGGCAAUGAGCAUGCGCGGCAGAUUGCUCGGAUGUCCUUGGCCUUGCUCCGGGUGAUUUCCGAGUUCAAGGCAUCGGGGUUUCCCCAGACUGUCAUCAAGCUAAGGAUUGGACUGAACUCAGGUCCAGUCUGUGCUGGUGUAGUCGGUCUAAAGAUGCCACGUUAUUGUUUGUUUGGUGACUCGGUCAAUACGGCGUCAAGGAUGGAGUCCAACGGUGUCGAACUGAAGAUCCACAUGAGUGGCAGCACAGUUGGCAUACUUGAAACUUUUGGAAACUUCCAGAUUCAAUCUCGCGGCCAUAUUGAAGUAAAGGGAAAGGGAAUGAUGGAGACCUUCUGGCUGCUUGGUGAAAAAGGUCCCUGACCUUUAUCUAGACGACCUUAAUUUUCCGACGGUGGCUAGUAAUGUUGUAAUGAAUAUGUACAUACAACUUACAAAUAAAAAUGAUUGUUUUUACUCUCAAUGGUAUU
Physella acuta is the source of this 1319-nucleotide messenger RNA. RefSeq names its product atrial natriuretic peptide receptor 1. Gene Ontology annotation, biological process: receptor guanylyl cyclase signaling pathway; protein phosphorylation; cGMP biosynthetic process. Gene Ontology annotation, molecular function: adenylate cyclase activity; ATP binding; protein kinase activity. The record is from RefSeq and is a predicted model, not a curated record. Gene Ontology annotation, cellular component: plasma membrane. NCBI's taxonomy places the organism in Eukaryota, Metazoa, Mollusca, Gastropoda, Physidae.